Orbicella faveolata is the source of this 2889-nucleotide messenger RNA. RefSeq names its product TBC1 domain family member 19-like. NCBI's taxonomy places the organism in Eukaryota, Metazoa, Cnidaria, Anthozoa, Scleractinia, Merulinidae. The record is from RefSeq and is a predicted model, not a curated record.
GUCCCGUCCCGCAUCACGCGGCUAAUUUGGUCUCAAUCACGCAUCACGCCGCUAAUUUUGGGGCGAUCACGCGUCUCGCAAAAACGGCCCUUUGCCACCCUCUUGAAAGACUUCAAAAGGUCCAGCCCGUUUGAGCGCGGGCUCAGUAUUUCCCUAUUUUCAAAAGUGUUUUUGUAUAAGUUACAUCAUGCUGUCUACAGUAAAAUAAAAUGGCGGACUGCUCGUGAUUCUCGGGAAGAGCUAAUGGCAACUGUGUUUUUUGACUCAUGGAACCUCAAGUAUCAACUCAGAAAAUGAUACGAGAGGAUGAUAAAGAUGCAGUCGUGUACAAGAUCGUCGAAAAGCUGCAGAACAGCUCGCUUUUCCUGGAAAUGAAGGCAGAUUUACAGAAAGAAGUUGCAAAACCUCAUAUUCAUGUCACAGACAUGAAGAAGAGUGUUGAAAACUAUCUAAGGGACUCAGGCUGGGAGAUCAAGCUACAGAAUGCAGUUUACACUCAACUUAAAAGUUUGCCAAUGUCUUCAUUGUCGGACAAUCCACAACAACAAGUAAAGGAACCAUUAGCAUUCAUUCGCAAAGCGCAGAUGAACUGGGAGAAGAGAAUUGUGAAGAGCAUUAACAGCAUGUGUACAGAGUUAUCACUACCAUUAGCAAGGAAGAGAUCAUCAACUGACCAAGCUAAUAUAUCAUCAAAGUUUGAAACUUUGGGUGGUGAACUGGAUGAAAAGCAAAUGGAGAAAAUUAAGCCAGUCUAUGCUCCUAAAGACUUCUUUGAGGCCCUUAUCAGCAUAGAAAAUCCAAGUUUUACUCCACUUCGAAAGACACCAAGUUCCAUCAAAGGCUGGGGUUUAAUCAAGGUUCAGUUGUAUGUGAAAUCCCUCCAAGAAAUGAAAGCUGCGUACAAAGAACUGGAUCCAGGAAAUUCCCACAGUGGAGUGGACGAUGCCCUGCUUGAAAGUACCUCUUUUGAAACAUUUUCAACUGAAUGGAACAAAAUAGGACAAAAAGUUAUUCAACAUGGAAGCACACCAGCUGCCAGGCAAUUUGCCAAGUAUGGCUGUCCUCCAGGACUCAGAGGGGAUAUGUGGAAACUUAUCUUGGGGCUUGAAGUGGAUGAUAUGGACCUGUUAUAUUUUCAGCAGCUGAAGCAAUAUGUUGUCGAGUAUGACAUGCUGGUUGACAGCCUCAUUACAAAGGACAUCAAGUUAACGUCUUCCAACGAUGACGACUAUUUUGUCUUUGAAGAUCUCCUGUGCCAAGCUCUGCUUGUAUUCAGUAGAGACACAUCCAUCUUGCAGCAUUUUGAGCAGUCAAGUGCUACACCACCGAAGUCAUACAUUCGAGGCAAACUUGGUGUUCAAGACUACGCCGUUGUUUAUCCCCCAAAUGGUGUCAUACCGUUCCAUGGAUUUUCUAUGUAUGCAUCCCCGCUGGGUUUUGUGUGUGCGAAAGCUCCCCAACUUUACUUUCUUUUCCGACAAAUUUACACCAGAUAUUUUUUUCGUCUUCACACUAUGUCCUCGCACCCUCAGGGAAUCUUAUCGCUGUGUGUGUUGUUUGAAAAUCUUCUUCAAACACAUGAACCUGCUUUGUUUUAUUAUCUCAAGGAAGUUGGAGCUCACCCGCUUCGUCUGGCCUUUAACUGGAUAAUUUAUGCAUUCGCUGGCUAUUUAGACACCGAACAGCUUCUUCUCCUGUGGGACAGAAUAUUUGCUUAUGACUCGAUGGAAUUAUUAGCAGUUCUUGCGAUGGCGAUCCUGUCAUACCGCCGUACAAAUUUAUUGGAAGUGACAAACCUACAAGCAGCUCAGACGGUGCUCGCAGAUAUCUCUACUCUGAACACGGUCGCAUUACUACAAUACGUGCUUUUCCUCAAGUAGUAACCAUAAUCUUCACCUGUCUCCUUGAGAACACAGAGGAUCAGAAAGCUGGAAAGCCGUUCGAUGGAUUGUGCGCAAUGAUAUCUUCUCGCCUCAAUGCUUCUGGUCUACUACAAACUGCAUGUGGCAUGUUUCCCAGCAAACUGCAACCCUUUCACCUCAACUUCAGCUGUUUCCCCCCAAAAUGUGCAUCGUACGUCAAGGUGGUUCGCGCCAAAAUGCGCGGUGUUCGUCACAGCUUCCAUUUGUCUGCCACCACAGCCUUCCGUGUCCUUCGCAAUAAGUUCAGAUCGCCUGUAUGACUAUGAAAGGAAAACUGACAUUUUGCUAUCAAUUUUUCUCAUAUUCGUGACAAAGGAAGGUAGAUUGGUGCAUUUCUAGGAACACUGUAGUAAUAAUAGCUUUUCCGUAGUUUGAAUUCCCAAUCCUUAGACGGACAACUUUGGCGCGUUUCAAAAGUACCGUCCUGCGUUGUUGCGACUGACAACAACUUUAGACUCAAGAGGCACUAAAGCCCUAAGCGAGUGGGAUAAAUGUGAACAGCUUGUAGUUUGAAAUCCAAACUAGUAACCCAUCGCAGUGGUGGUGAAAAUAUUUAAAAGCAGACUUUUAGAAAAUCUGGUUCAUAAAAACUAUUUAACCAGCAAUCAGGCGUUGCGCGAUUUUUUCGGGGUAACUUAGCAGAAGGCCGCCAUAAAAAAAGAAAUGCCGCUUGAUCGCAGGUAAGAAAAUGUUGGUCGAUGCCGGGCAUCUAGCGGACUUACCAUCGGGUUGUCUUAUGACUCUAAUAAGCCUAAACAAGACAAAACCCAAAACGGGUUAAAAGGAAGAGAAGGGAAUGGAGAGCCAAAAAAUUUAGCAUUUCUUAAAAUUUCAAGAUUGUUUAUUUUGGAAAUUGUGAGUGAGUUGCAGUGAUAACGGUUUGAAGUAAGUUAUAUAUAGUUAUUUAUGCGUCGUUUGUAUGAAAUGUAAAAAAAAAAGAGAUUAACAACAUUCUAGAAUGACAGAG